AUGGGUCACCACCAUAACAGCCACCUCCACCACCACAACCACCCCACGGCCACCGAUGGAGGCGGCGGCCUGUCCCAGCGCGUCAGCAGCCCGAGAUUCUCCGGCCCGAUGACCCGCCGAGCACAAUCCUUCAAGCGGAACAAUAACAGCAACAGCAACCACAGCAGCAACGCCUCACAGAGCGCUGCGCACAAUAGCAGCAGCAGCAACAUCGGCGGCCAUGGCCAUGAGGUCAUUGACCUUCAUAUCACGUCGCCCAGAUCUGAGGCCCCGGUUUCCGGGGAUGGGUCGGAGUCUUUGAGGCCGGCCCACGUCAGCAGCCUGGCCCAGAGGGUGCACUUGAGGAAAAAGAUCGCGUCGCUGAGUGUGGAGUUGGGAGACUUUGGGUUGGAGUUGAAAGGGAAAAGGAAACUGGGGCAGUGGAUGUUUUUCAUGUUCUGUGGUGUGUGUUUGUUUAUGGGUGUUUUCAAGAUUUGCGCGACUGGUUGGUUCGGAUCUGCCAUUGAUAGACUUGGAAGCAAACAGGACAUGUAUGAUUCCACUGCAAGUCAUCUCCAUGAGCAGGAUCAAAGCUCUCAUCACGUCACGUACAUGGAAACUGGAAAUAGUGAUGGCAGGAGAGAAAUUGAGGUGGAACAAACAUUAACAAUGGUGGCCUCAGAGUCAGAUGUAGUUGAUGCUCAUGCCAGGGUGCCUCAUCUUCCAGAGAUAUGGUCCAAUCCAAACAGUGAGAAUUUCACUCAGUGCCUUGAUCGACCAAAAAGUCACAAAAAGCUGGACUUGAAAACGAAUGGUUACCUUCUGACAAAUGCAAAUGGUGGCUUAAACCAAAUGAGAUUUGGGAUCUGUGAUAUGGUCGCUGUUGCUAAAAUUAUGAAGGCCACACUUGUCCUUCCCUCUCUUGAUCACACUUCUUACUGGGCUGAUGAGAGUGGUUUCAAAGAUCUGUUUGAUUGGCGAUACUUCAUUGAGUCGCUACAAGGUGAUGUUAACGUAAUUGACGAAUUACCGCCUGAAUUUGCUGGAAUUGAACCUUUCCCGAAAACACCAAUAUCUUGGUCCAAGGUUGGUUACUAUAAAGCAGAGGUGCUUCCACUUUUGAAGCAGCAUAAAGUGAUGUAUUUCACUCAUACUGAUUCCCGGCUCGCCAACAAUGGACUUCCCGAGUCUAUCCAGAAGUUAAGAUGCUAUGUAAACUACAGAGCAUUGAAAUAUUCUGCCUCAAUUGAAAACCUCGGAAAAACUUUGGUAUCAAGAAUGAGACAUGAUGGUGGUCCUUAUCUUGCACUACAUUUGAGGUACGAGAAGGACAUGCUUGCCUUCACAGGCUGCAGCCACAAUUUAACUGCCGAAGAAGACGAUGAGCUCCGCCGAAUGCGUUUAGAGGUCAGUCACUGGAAAGAAAAAGAAAUUGAUGGCACCGAAAAACGAAAGCUUGGGGGCUGCCCUUUAACCCCUCGUGAGACGGCCCUUUUGCUAAGAGGGCUCGGCUUCCCAUCCAACACCAGGAUUUACUUGGUUGCCGGAGAGGCAUAUGGCAACGGGAGUAUGAAUUAUCUUACUGAGAGUUAUCCAAAUAUUUUCACGCACUCGUCCCUCUCUUCAGAGGAGGAGCUGAGCCCUUUCAGGAACCACCAGAACAUGCUGGCGGGCCUCGACUACGCUGUUGCCCUUGAGAGUGAUGUUUUUGUGUACACGUAUGAUGGGAAUAUGGCUAAGGCAGUGCAGGGCCACAGGCGUUUUGAGGGUUUCAUGAAAACUAUUAAUCCCGACAGGAUGAAUUUUGUAAAACUGGUGGACGAUUAUGACGAGGGAAAGAUAACUUGGAAGAAAUUCAGCUCAAAAGUCAAAAAGCUUCACAGGGACCGAAUCGGGGGUCCGUACAAUAGGGAGCCGGGCGAGUUCCCAAAGCUGGAAGAGAGUUUCUACGCGAAUCCUCUCCCAGGCUGUAUUUGUGAAAACAGAAACUCAAACUAA
Messenger RNA from Striga hermonthica, 1977 nucleotides. NCBI's taxonomy places the organism in Eukaryota, Viridiplantae, Streptophyta, Magnoliopsida, Lamiales, Orobanchaceae. The record is from the annotation of a GenBank genome assembly.